Molecule: messenger RNA, 1521 nt
Organism: Penicilliopsis zonata CBS 506.65
Lineage: Eukaryota; Fungi; Ascomycota; Eurotiomycetes; Eurotiales; Aspergillaceae
Exons: 4
Coding region: 1-1521 (506 amino acids)
Cellular component (GO): fungal-type cell wall
Molecular function (GO): acid phosphatase activity
Source: RefSeq, a predicted model, not a curated record
AUGAAGGCCUCCCCUCUUGCCCUCCUCGCCGCCAGCGUGGUUCGCGCCCAGGUCGAAGCCCCUCUGGCCCCUGCCGACGAUGUCGUCUUCCCUUCCGCCUCCAAUUCGGACAACCCAUUGAUCUACUCGGGAGGAAAUACUCCCUACUGGGCGGGUCCUAAUACCUUUGGCAUCGACUCGGACGUCCCUGACCAAUGUACCGUCCAGCAGGCGGCAUACGUGGUGCGCCACGGCAGUCGCUUCCCUGAUAGCGGCUCAUACGGCGACUGGGUCGAGAUCUACGACAAGAUCCAGAUCGCAGUCAAGGGCUCCGGGUUCGCCGCCCGCGACGCCCUCUCCUUCAUCGCCGACUGGGAGCCCGUCCUCACCGACACAGCCCUGCAGAUGUCGCAGGAGAGCCGGACGGGGUGGAAGGAGGCCACCGAUCUGGGAUACCAGCUGCGGUCGCGCUAUCCGACCUUCUACACCGACGGCGAGCCCUUCUACAUCUGGGCAAACCAGUAUGCGUCGCCCAUCAACGAGUCGCGCGUCGUGCAGACCGCGCGGGCGUUUGCCUGGGGAUAUCUGUACGAGUUUGCCGAGGCGUACGGCACGGUGGUCAGCGUCAACUCGACAGGGUCUGUCAGCGCCAUUGGCAACUCCCUGGGGCCGUCUGAUAGCUGUCCCUUGUACGCUGCCACUUCUAGCGGGGGAGACAACGUUACGGAUUUCGAUGCAACCUGGCUGCCUGCCACGACGGCGCGAGUGAACAAGCUGGUCAGCGGCAAUCUGACCUUCUCCGAGACGGACGUCACCUUCUUCCCGUACCUGUGCGCGUACGAGUCGCAGAUCCUCGGCCGGUUGAGUCCCUGGUGCGACGUCUUCACCCAGGACGAGCUGAAGAACUACGCCUACUCGCAGGAUCUGGCGUACUUCUACGAGGUCGGCCCUGGCUCCGUCGGCCCGGCCAAGACGCUCUUCCUCCCCUUCCUGAACAGUCUGAUGGAACUGUUCACCAAGGGACCGGGUCAGGUCGGCACAGGACCCAACGGCACGCAGUUCAACGUUCCCAACCUGAUCAUGGCGUUCCUCAAUGACGACCAGAUCGCCGAGAUGACCGCUGCCAUGGGCAUCUUCGAGGCCGAGGGAUUCCUGCCGGACGACCACAUCCCCACCGACCAUCUCUACCAGGUCGCCCAUUUCAUCACCAUGCGGGGAACCGUUGCUUUUGAAAUCCUCAACUGUACCGAGUCCGAGAGCAAGAGCGGCAAAGAAGAAGAAAACGAUGCCUAUCUUCGUCUCCGCUUCAACGAUGCCGUCUGGCCUCUCCCCUUCUGCCAGUCCGGCCCAGGCAAGUCGUGUCUGCUCUCCGAAUACACCCAAUACAUUUCCGAAAAGAACAAAGCCGCCGGUAACUUCAUCGACUACUGCAAUGUCACCGAGGCGGGCCAUCCUGAGACCGUCGGGGGAGCCACCUUCUUCACCGACCUGUCCCUUGACUAUCUCACCUUUUUGACUCCGGGGGGGGCUAUUAAGGCGUAA